Pezoporus flaviventris is the source of this 2268-nucleotide messenger RNA. It is a transcript of the gene UNC93A, whose product is annotated as unc-93 homolog A. The transcript is spliced from 8 exons. The record is from RefSeq and is a predicted model, not a curated record. The coding region runs from base 342 to 1502 and encodes 386 amino acids. Lineage: Eukaryota; Metazoa; Chordata; Aves; Psittaciformes; Psittacidae.
AGUCGUAGGAGAGAACCAUAUAGCAUACAACUGCAAUACUAAGUCAAAGUGCUCCAAAUGACUUACAUACCUAUCUAAUAAAACCUGCUAGACAGGAGUGCUCAUUAUUGCCUCAGCCACAACAGGUCCAUAACAGGAGUAACAGCUCCAUUUUCAGUAUCAGUAAAAGUAAAGUUCACUGGCCAAUCCUCAAAUAAUUAACAACUCUUUCCUCUACACAUGCAGUGAGAAGUGACCUUUUCCAACAAAACAUAAGCUGUUUUUCUCCAACUCAGAUCAUCCCCUGGAAUAAUUGGAUCAUCUCUGCCUACCGCCAGACCUUUUGUCUUGUAUGAAUCAACAUGGAAAGGAAUCUUAAGAAUGUUUUGAUCAUUUCUUUCGGAUUUUUACUUCUCUUCACUGCUUAUGGAGGACUCCAGAAUCUACAGAGCAGUCUCCAUUCAGAAGAAGGCCUGGGUGUUGCAUCCUUAAGUGUUCUCUAUGCUGCGCUCAUCUUAUCCUCCAUGUUCCUCCCUCCAAUCCUCAUCAAGAAGCUGGGCUGCAAGUGGACCAUAGCAGGCUCUAUGUGCUGCUACAUCGCAUUCUCCCUAGGAAACUUCCAUGCUAGCUGGUACACACUAAUUCCUACCUCUGUGAUCCUGGGCAUAGGAGGAGCACCACUAUGGUCUGCCAAAUGCACUUACCUCACCAUAGCUGGCAAUGCAUACGCUGAGAAAGCAGGAAAAAAUGGGAAAGACAUUAUCAACCAAUACUUUGGGGUCUUCUUUCUGAUAUUUCAGUCCUCCGGCAUCUGGGGAAAUCUUAUUUCAUCCUUGGUAUUUAGCCAAGCUUCCUCCAAAGUGGAAAUCUCAGAAGUGGCAUGCUGUGGAGCAUAUGACUGCAUGACUAAUACCACUAACACCACUGAGUCAGCAGAACCCUCCAACUCCUUAAUCUACAUUCUGCUAGGGAUCUACACUGCUAGUGGUGUGCUAGCUGUGUUGCUGAUUGUUACAUUUCUGGACCAGAUCAAAUCUGACCAAGCAGAGACUGAGAAAGAAAUACUAGAGACAUCAUCCUUUUGGUCUACGUUCCUAGCAACUUUCCAGCAUCUUAAAGAUAAAAGACAGUGUCUUCUAAUUCCUCUGACAAUUUACAGUGGGUUGGAACAGGGAUUUCUUUCUGGUGACUACACAAAGGCAUACGUGACCUGUGCCCUGGGGAUACAUUAUGUUGGUUAUGUGAUGAUCUGCUUUUCAGCUGUAAAUUCCCUCUGCUCUCUGCUCUUUGGAAAGAUCUCUCAGUUCACCGGUAGAAAGCUUCUAUUUGCAUUAGCAGCGGUUACAAACACUGCCUGUAUAAUAGCACUACUGCUGUGGAAACCUCAUCCUAAGCAGCUUGCUGUGUUUUUUGUAUUCCCUGCUCUUUGGGGCCUAUCUGAUGCCAUUUGGCAGACACAAACUAAUGUUUUAUACAGAUACACAUCAUAUGAGAAAUUCUCAGCUCCAAAGGCUAUCAGGUGAGAUAAGACUUCUAAAACAGCACUGGGGACUAAGGUUUCUGGUCCUUCCUUUGUCAAGCUCCCAUAACUGCUGCUUGGGCCUCAGUAGGUUAACCGAUGAUUGAACAGAAUGGCAUUGUGCCACGUACUAAAGGUAUUCUGUGUUAAUCAAAGAUGGCUCACUUUGGCCUGUUGUGGAUAGUUAAUACUGGAGUUCCCCCUAGAGGAUAUAUAGGCUCACAGUAGGUGAAUCACUUGAUUUUUUAAAGCUUUCCUAACAUGUCUGUGUAUGAGUGUGGACACCCUCCUUUAUUUCCAAAGAAAGUUGCUUCAUUUACGAAUGUGUAGUGCCCUUUCUUAUCUAACCUGAACACAGAAACUAUUAUUAUCCCUCCCCCGGCAAUAACUGCACUUGGGGUGUAACCUUUAUAUUGCACUGAGCUAAGCUAUUGGGUAGACUACAGUAAAAUAAAGUCCUUUCCAGGCUGACAUGUAUCUUUAGGAAGGAUAUAAAUCAGUCUGGAAGGUUUAUAUACCUGGACUCAAAUAUUCCAGCAGUCCUGUUACAUACCUUGUACAUACUAGUACCAGGAGAACGAGUGGGAAAAUAGGCAUUGGCAAACAGGGAGGAUAAUUGCCAUGGAAGUGAGCUGCAAAAAUUCAGACCUAGCAGCCUCUCCACUUGGACAGCUCAGCAGGUCCUGUUAAAGCAUCAGCCAGGCAAUUUGCACAGUACUGCAGUUGACUGUUAGUGAUAAGGACAAACGUUUAGGUUUGAGGCAAAACCA